Messenger RNA from Photinus pyralis (common eastern firefly), 639 nucleotides. Its product is annotated as aprataxin. The record is from RefSeq and is a predicted model, not a curated record. Gene Ontology annotation, molecular function: DNA 5'-adenosine monophosphate hydrolase activity; mismatched DNA binding; single-strand break-containing DNA binding. The transcript is spliced from 2 exons. Bases 25 to 621 code for a protein of 198 amino acids. Gene Ontology annotation, cellular component: nucleus. NCBI's taxonomy places the organism in Eukaryota, Metazoa, Arthropoda, Insecta, Coleoptera, Lampyridae. Gene Ontology annotation, biological process: single strand break repair; double-strand break repair.
CUGUUUCUUUCAAAAUUGAUAGCGAUGAGCACCAAAAGGGCACAACCAACUGCGAAUAAUGAGAAAUCAAAGAAACAAAAAACUUCGGGCUACUGGGCUCUCGGCCUGCUCGACACGAUGAAAGACCCCGAAAGUAUCGUAAUGGAGGACGAUCUCGUGGUGGUAAUCAAGGAUAAAUAUCCGAAAGCCGAGUACCACUAUCUCGUCCUGCCGAAAGCCGACAUUAGCAGUUUAAAAAAGGUGAAUAAAGAGCACCUGUCGUUACUCCAACACAUGCAGCACGUAGCGUCCGAUCUGUCGACGGACGACGAGCACAAACACAAAAACUUUAAGAUGGGUUAUCACGCCGAAGCGAGCAUGGCCCGGUUGCACUUGCAUCUUAUAAGUGACGAUAUGGUUUCGAGCUGUCUCAAGACGAAGAAGCACUGGAAUAGCUACAAUUCCAGUUUCUUCUUGAGUUCAGCAGAUAUUUGUCAGCAGUUUGAGGCCGAAGGUGUUGUGAAGCUGCCCAAGUCCGAAGUGUGUAGAAAAUUACUGGAUACACCUCUUAAGUGUCACAAAUGUAGCUUUGUACCAAAGCACAUGCCUAAUUUAAAGGAUCAUAUUUUAAGUCAUAAAUAAAUUAGCUACUUACUUUUA